GUCUCUAUGUACAAGUGUGACAUCUAUACAGUGAAGUGAUAGUGAAGUGGUAUCUAUCGAGUAUUCCAAAAAUAAUAGAAACUCUAUCGAAUGAAAAUGUUUUCUACAAUGAAAACACUCUCGGUGUUAGUUUUCAUCACGUGUACAUAUCGAUGACCUACAAAGUGAAGGAGUAUCGCAUGCACUUUAUGUAAGCGGCACUUGUUUACCGCAUAUCAUAUGACAGGCGAUCGCUUGGGCUCAGAAUUAAUAUCGAGCAUGCGACAUACACUAAACUAUAGAUUUAAUUUUGACUAAAUCACAUUCUUUUUAUUUGUUAAUAGUUUUUAAUGUGUUUAUAAGUUAUGUUAUCUUUGUAUCUGUCUCUACAAUCAAGAUUGUCCUUUUGUUAUGUCCGCCUUAUCAUCACAACUUAGUUGGUGCAGUGACCUAUGUGAAUGUUGGUGAAAGUGUUGAUGUUAUGAUGAUGGAAAUAGACUAUGAAAAUUAUACAGGAAGUUCGAGUGGAUCACCAGGUGCGCGCGCUGGUCGCCGCUCCUCCCUCGCGCUGACUCCAGAAGAUGAACCUCUAGUCGACGUAGCUAACAGAUCCCCACCGCCGGUAUCAAUACCAUCAGCACUACUCUACUCGCCACCAGAACCUUUAGAGUUACUAUGCGUGUUUCCGGAACGGUCGUCGCGCGUAUGUGCGGCCGCGUGCAACGCAGUCGCGCGUGCGGGCGGCGAGGCGCGAUCUGUGCGCAGUGCACGCGAGGCGCUCGAGGCGUUCAGACGUGACUUAGACUCGCGCACGCCGCACGUGGUCGUGGUAGACGCGCGACAACCGCAGCUGAUGGACGCGACUAUAUUAGCUAGGGCUAUAAGGGGACUAAAAAAUACGCACCACAUUGUACUUAUAGCCGUUGUCAAAAAGAGCGCGUACCUGAAAGAUGACUUUGCGGUUUUGCCUUACCUGGAAGCUGGCUUCAACAGGAUUAUGGUAGAGACGCUAGGGUCGACGGCGUGGUGUGCGGAGGUCCUGCAAGCCAGGGCUGCCGCAGCGUCCGCGCGCGCCUCCAUAGCCGCGGUGACAGCCCUAGCCGUAGCUACAGACCGCUGCCGGGAUCUUGUUGCCGUCACUGACGACCAACAGAGAGUUCUUUUAACAAACAAAUCAUGGUGUCGCCUGGUGGGCUGGCGGUCGGAAGAAGGUCCCCGGGUUGUGUCGGACACGAUCAGCGGAGAGGCACUCCGGCUGGCCACGAGUGGUGCCCGCGACUGGGAGGCACCAGCGAUGCUGAGGCGGAGGACUUCUACCGACCCCAUGCUGCUGCCGUGCAAGGGAGCUUCGAUAUCUAUAACUAGAAACCCAUCCCAUAUAGUGUUCGUAUGUGAGCACAACUCGGGCGAGAUUGAGCGGGGCCGUGGAUCGUUGCACUCCAUAAGACGGGGUUCACUUGAUGUGCGGUCGGUUGCAUCGGAUGGUCUGCGGCGGACGUCGUUAGCUAAACUACAGGGACUGCCACUUGAGGCACCGAUCACUAAGGUGAUAUCGUUACUGUCCACGGCUACAGAGGGCGCCCCGCCUUCGACAGUGGCAUGCAUCGAACGAGCUGUCGACAUGCUGCGGACUUCAGAGCUGUACUCGCCGCAGAUGCGAGAGGAUCCGAAACUACGGCCGGAUGAUCCCAUAGCCACGGAUCUCAUUGGCGCUUUAUUAUCGGGUACAUCUAAUGUAUUGUCGUCGAGAAGAAGUAGCAAUGAUUCGACUGUUGUUCGCUCUCAGACCAAUAGGACAAAUAUGAAACAUAAGCAAUCGUUACAGACAUCUGGACAACUGCGUGAGCUCCUUGAUACGGCACUUAGUUGGGACUUCGAGAUAUUUCGCCUAGAAGACCUCACUCGAGGCAGACCCCUCACUCACUUGGGGCUCACCCUGAUGGGGGGUCGAUUCGACGUGUGCUCCGCGCUGGAGUGUGACGAGAGGACCCUGCUCCACUGGCUCACCAUCGUUGAGACUAACUACCAUGCAGUGAACACCUACCAUAACUCGACGCAUGCUGCUGAUGUACUGCAGGCCGUAGCGUUCUUCCUGGAGAAGGACCGUCUCAAAACGCUGAUGGAGCCGUUGGAAGCUGCGGCCGCCCUCAUCUCGGCGGCCGCUCAUGACAUCGACCACCCGGGGACGUCCUCAGCGUUUCUCUGUAACUCCAAACACUCGCUGGCGAUCCUCUAUAACGACGUGUGCGUGCUAGAGUCUCAUCAUGCAGCCCUCACCUUUAAACUUACACUCAAUGACGAUCGCGUGAAUAUAUUCAAGAAUCUCGACCGCGACACGUUCAAGUCUGUGCGGCACAAUGUGAUCGACAUGAUCCUAGCUACGGAGAUGACCAAACACUUCGAGCACCUCGCCAAGUUUGUGAACGUCUUCUACGCCAAGCCCACCGGAAGCAAAGAAGACGGGAUGCACACGGAUGAACCGUUAUCACUCGACACCACGGCGCUGACGUCACAGGAGAACGUGGUCCUCGUGAAGCGUAUGAUGAUCAAGUGCGCAGACGUGAGCAAUGCGUCCCGACCUCUUAAAUUUGCUGUAGAAUGGGCUAAGAGGAUUGCCGAGGAAUAUUUCCUACAAACAGACGAGGAGAAAUCUAAGGACUUGCCGGUGGUGAUGCCGAUGUUUGACCGAGCUACCUGCUCCAUACCGCGCUCGCAAAUCGGUUUCAUCGACUACAUCAUCAUAGAUAUGAUGGAGGCCUGGUCUGCUUUUAUUGACAUGCCUGAGUUGGUAACCCACGCACGGACCAACCAUCAACGUUGGCGUGAAAUGGACGAAGCUGGCGUUACGUCACUUGCAGACGUCAAACGUGCCCAUAGACAACUGACAGCAAAUUCUACGUCAGAACCCACCGCUGAAGAAUGAAUAGAUCAUUAUCUGAUGAAGUAAUAAUUUUCAAAUGUGUCACAAAAUAUUUAUACAUCUCUGAAAUAACGACUUAAGACAUAAUAUUUAUAUUUAUCGGUUAAUGUCCAUAGACAUUCAAAUUGGAUACUGUAUGAGGUGACUAAUAUUUACAAAUGAGAGAUGCAACCUGAUAUCAUAUUUAUUAUAAAAUAAAUUAGAUAGGGGCCAAGUUAGAUAAAAAUUACAACAGGAUUUCCAGCGAGAGGCAAUAAGCAUAACAAAUGACAAUUUAACACCAGGCUCAUUGAUGCCGUCUGUUGGUUAUCAGCAAGAGUUUCAAAAAUAAUGACAAGGCCAAUAGGUAUUCUAUGCUAAUCGACGUCUGAAGGCCUAAAUGUGACAUAAUAUUAAUAAAUACAUAUUUGUAAUGCUCGUGUUCCGCUUUCGCUCGCAACCAAAGAAAAUCCUAUUUUUUCUUUAUGGUGGUAAUUAUAUGGGCGAUAUAAAACAUCUGAAGUUACUACGCAUUAAUGGAGCAUAGGCAUUAAUACAUUAAGUAUCUGUGGCAUUCGAUUUUCCCAUGUUAUUAGCUGAAGGAAAUAUUCUUCUGACAUCGGAGCAGUGUGCCUGCCGAUGUGGGAACAAGCCUUAUCGGAUGUCCGACAAUACGCUUAUAUUAUCUAUAGGUACUUAUAUCAAUGUUAGAGUAGCUGUCAAUGAAUUGUUACUAUUAAAUUAGAAGUUAUUAAUAUAUUUAUGAUAAAUGUUGUGUGAUUGGUUCAAUCUUAGUUAUCGUGCCCUAACUUUAUCAAUAAAAUAUCUAGAGGAUAAUAUUUCGUUGUUGGCCCUUUAAAAUAUCAAAGAACCAUUAGUUUACUUAAAACUAGCCAACUAUCUCAAAAUUACAUUAGUCUACAGUUAUCUGGGUUUUUACAUGAUACUACAGAGCUUGAUGGCCCGAAUAUUUUUUAAAACGAGGGCAAUUAAAGGGCGAAAAAUUGAUAUGGCAGUUGCCAGCAGAGUUCUGCUAUUAUAAUAGAGGUAUACCACUCGCAGUAACAUUGUAUUUGCGACUGAAUCUUAGGAUGCUUCGAAACAUUUAGGUUAAACCUUACUUGAAAUUUUUAGAAAUGGUUACGUAACUACUAAAUAUUUCACGUUUGGAGUUACAUAAAUGAAGCUAAUUUUAAUACAAAAUUUAUUAAUGGUAAACUAGCUAUUAUUUAAUGCUAAACUUUCGAUGGAAAAAUUAUUCAUAACGUUGUUAAAAUUGUAUUUAACAGGGCACGAUCACCAUGCUUGAACAAUUUUAAACGGUUUUCCUAACCAAUUCGUCCUCAGUGUUUUCAACUUAAUAUUAAUUUAUUUUAAUAUUUGUCGUUCGUUAAGUUUGCCAUUUAGACGGGCAUACAAUUUAUAUGUGUAAAUAAAACCGUGAUUGGAGUGCCAUAAAGUAGAAGUGGGCAAUCGCAAAAAUAUUAAUUUAAACUUAUGCACAAAAACUAUCUGGCCAGAUAAAUGUCUUCCGCGAUGGCAGCCAUUUGUCAAAUACAGAUAAAAGUGAACUAAAAUUACUAAUACAAUAGGAGGUCUUAGAUAAAAUUGGAAUGUUUAAUAAGACCAUAAGGACCUUUGCAAAGUCGAAAAAAAAGUUGUUCGAAGUGAAAUUAAAGUCUAGUUCGGUAAGCUAAAUUUCUAAAUUGACCUCAGGGCCUACUAAACUUGGCCUAUAGACUUGAAUCCAGUGCCAUUUAAUAGAUAAAAAGGCCUACUAAACUCUAUUUUCCUUCUUAAAAUAAUCUGUUGCACACUGGCAACCCUAAAUACCUAAUUUUCAUCGCACACCAUGACACAUGAAACUCAUUAAUAAAAAUUAUCUUGUACCAAAAUAUUCUUCACAAUACUGAGAAAUUAUUAGUCCAUAUAAAUAUAUAUUUGAGCUUUGUGAAAAUUCCUAUUUUUAUAUAUCUAAUAUACCUUUUAUACUAUACUAUACCCAUUUACCGAAUAUAUCGGCCUUGUCAUAUCGAAAUUCAAAAUUUUGUAACAAAUUUCAAAGACUUCGUUUCAUACUUUCCGUAGAUAUAACUUAAGUAAUGACUAUUAUAUUGAAAGUAAUUUGAUCGUUUGUUCUAUUCGUUAACAUAUUAUAUAAAUUAUUGUAUUUGAAUAAGGCUUAAGUGUUUAUACUAAUUAAUACAUAUAAUAUUCGUCUAUAUGACGCUGGUGUAUAGCGGAAAUGCUAAAUUGAAGUUUAAAUUAUUGAUUACGCUUUUAUGUGCUCAAUGUCAUUAUAUAGUCUACUUAUCAAUGUUGUAUUAAAUGUUUGAUGUUUUAUGCUCUUUCAUAAUAAAAUUGUAAUUAGAGUUACGAAUUGAGAAUAUUUAAAUAUGUACUUACAUGCUGGAAUACUAUUGUGUUCAAUCUCAUUUAUUCAGUAGAAGAGAAUUGUCGAAUUCUUGAACGUUUAUCGAUUGUGGUUAUAAUUUGGCAACACUAUUAAAACUUUUAGAAAUGUUACUUGCAUCCCGUGUCAGUAAAUAAAUAUAAUUUUUUUUAGAAAUGUUGGUCAUGAAAUAAACUUUAAAAAAAUCAAAUAUAAUUUAAAGUAUUAGUUAAAACAUGUUGCUUUUGCAACAUUUUUAUCAAUUAUUCCAUAAUGAUUUAUGACCACUAUUCUUCACAAAAACUUUAAAAACACAAAUAUGGGCUACCCUUUAGAUAUGCAUUUAUUUAUUUCAAUUUCUUUGUGUACCGAUCUAGUUUUAACACCCUUAAAUACAAUAGAAUUGCAAAGUUAUGAAUAAUAAUUGUUGGUUUUUAAAUAUAUUAUUAAUAUAUAAUCUUAUAAGGUAGAUAUAUAACGGGGGCUGGUCCUCAGUGGUUAAAUUUGUAGAAUAACUUAAUGUUAGAAUAUAUAUUUUGUAUCUUAAACUACACAACUUUACCUUCUAAAGAAUACUGUGUUUAUGCUGAUAAUUAAUGACUAAUUAAAUAACUUAAAACAUAA
This is a messenger RNA of Leptidea sinapis, 5894 nucleotides long. It is a transcript of the gene Pde8, whose product is annotated as high affinity cAMP-specific and IBMX-insensitive 3',5'-cyclic phosphodiesterase 8. The coding region runs from base 461 to 2902 and encodes 813 amino acids. Gene Ontology annotation, molecular function: 3',5'-cyclic-nucleotide phosphodiesterase activity. The transcript is spliced from 17 exons. The record is from RefSeq and is a predicted model, not a curated record. Gene Ontology annotation, biological process: positive regulation of ERK1 and ERK2 cascade; signal transduction. Lineage: Eukaryota; Metazoa; Arthropoda; Insecta; Lepidoptera; Pieridae.